UAGAAUAUAGGUAAAAAAUGACAUGAUUAAUUGACUAUCCGCAAAGAAUUGGAAAACAAAAUGAUAUCCCCUAAGAAUACGACCACACCCUUGUUCAAAUCCGUUUUCAGCGCAGCAUCAACGGCUCAACGCCACGUCAACGCCAAUGAGAACACAUCUCUGAUUAACUAUAUGCUCCCGUCACUUUCCAGACCAAAGACUGGACUUACUCUUACCCUCCAAUUCCAAAGAAGUCAUUAUUUAAGCAAAAAACAUAGCAGCCAGGGCAAGAUAUACAGACUCGAACUGAAAUUCCUAAACGCCAUGGCUAAGUUGUUGAUCAUGGCGGUUCUUGUGAUUUUGGGCACGAUGGCAACCGUUACGGAUGCGCAAGCAACUUGUGCGCAGAAACUGCUGCCUUGUUAUCCUUACCUUAUCAACGCCACGGCCCAACCUCAAGACGACUGCUGUAAACCUCUCAGAGAAGCUGUGGCUAAUGAUCUUCCCUGCCUUUGCAACAUCUAUAGCGACCCUAAUUUGCUUGCUUCUUUGAACAUCACUGUCACCGAAGCUUUCAGGAUCGCUCGUGAAUGCGGGGUCACUACUAAUCUCAGCGCCUGCAACGCCACCGCCCCCGCCCCCACCCCCAUGUCUGCUCCUCCCCCACCAGGACAUUCUGGAGGUGGAAAUGGAGGUGCUGACAGGAUAGCGUUGACUGGAAUCACCACCUUGUUCUUAUUUUUGAUCUCUAUAGCGAUGUAUUAAGGUGACAUAUUCCUUGGAAACUUUGAUGAGCAGAUGGGUUUCUCAGAUAUAAAUAAUACAGAGAUCAUUCAGAUUAGGCAUCCGAGUUUGAAUGUCUAGAGAUUUUAUUGUUUUCUUGUGUUUUUAUUGCUUGAUACUAGACUUGGUUGGUCAGUGUUGCUAUCACAUAUAUCUGUUAUUCAGUCGUAUUUAUGUCGGCAUUGAGUUCAUCAUUUUGCUCUCAGAAGUUGAAACUACAUGGAGUAGUUACAUAUUCCUUGUGCUUUCUUCGUGCCUUUGGUUACGGUAUCAUCAGAAUGAAUGUUUCCGUUUUAGUUUUGGCAUGGCCGAUACUCGAAACCUGGAAAGUUGAUUGAGAGAGUUUCAUGGAUUGAUCCUUUGAGGCAUUGAUCUCAGUCUUCCAUGAAAAUUUGCACCAUUAUCCCACGGU
Durio zibethinus is the source of this 1174-nucleotide messenger RNA. RefSeq names its product non-specific lipid transfer protein GPI-anchored 7-like. NCBI's taxonomy places the organism in Eukaryota, Viridiplantae, Streptophyta, Magnoliopsida, Malvales, Malvaceae. The record is from RefSeq and is a predicted model, not a curated record.